Messenger RNA from Bombyx mori (domestic silkworm), 1382 nucleotides. RefSeq names its product SoxE. Lineage: Eukaryota; Metazoa; Arthropoda; Insecta; Lepidoptera; Bombycidae. The record is from RefSeq and is marked provisional. Gene Ontology annotation, molecular function: DNA-binding transcription factor activity, RNA polymerase II-specific; RNA polymerase II cis-regulatory region sequence-specific DNA binding. Gene Ontology annotation, biological process: regulation of transcription by RNA polymerase II. Gene Ontology annotation, cellular component: nucleus.
CUCUUUAUAGUGUGUGCGCGCGAGUCGACCGCACGCGCGCUAUUCACGUUCCAUCUAAAUUUCGGUGCAGGCAACUCGAUAAUAAAUAUAUUCAUUUUUUUUUUCAAAUAAUAUACCGUUCUAUCGUUGGAAGUGACCAUGAGUUGGGGCCAGGAGCGCGACAGGUCCGGGGACAAGCUGGAGAUAAACGAGGCCGUCGGAAAACUCGUGAAAAUAUUUGACUACGAUACAAUACUGCCGCAACCAACGAAAGGUGGUGGGUGUAUGCGUCGUCCACACGUCAAGAGACCGAUGAAUGCAUUCAUGGUGUUCGCGCAAGCGAUGCGCCGCCGUUUGUCGGCCGAACGACCCUCCCUGCACAACGCCGAACUCAGCAAAUCAUUAGGAUCCAUGUGGAAAAAUUUAAGCGAAGAGGAGAAGCUGCCUUUCAUUAAAGAAGCAGAUAAGUUACGAACGCAACAUAAAAAACAGCACCCGGAUUACAAAUACCAGCCUCGACGUCGGAAGCCGCCGCUAGCUUCAGCUUCAACCCCGAGAGUCAAACGGGAAUCAUCUCCUGAUCGAAACCACAUAGAUUUCUCGGGCAUGCCGGAAAUAUCCGCUGCUUUACUAAUGGACGGCCCACCGGACGGUACCGAAUUAGACCAGUACCUCGAGCCCAGACCGGUGCCAAAUUACCACGAGCUACAACCUCGAUACGGAACGCAUACACUAACGCACCACGUACCGCCACCUCUAUACGGUCCGGUACCGUCCCAUCUCCACCCGCCCUGUAUUGAUUGCCCACAUUACGUUGAUCACCCCUAAGCCUUUUAGUAAAUUCAAUCAUCGGAACUCGAUCAGUGAACGGUGAUAAUAUCUGCGAAUAUUGUGGGCUGAUAAACUAUAUCAAGCCCGUCCAAGACUUUUUGUUAAGUUGUAAAAUAGGUCACGUAAGCUGUAUAUAAUAUAAGUAGAUCUAUUUCGCCAUACGGUUCCUUCGCGCGCACGUGCGUUUAAUCUAGUACUAAAUAAACAUACGGGACUUGCAAUGAAUUAUCAUUUCGAGUGUAAUAAUAAUAAGAAGUUUUUGUGCGAUUCGUGACUUCUAACCGCCGCUACAAAUAUUUUGAAUCAACAUUACGCUUGGCACUGAGGAAUUACUUAUUACUAGUGGUAGGACCACUUGUGAGUCCGCACGGAUAGGUACCACUGCCCUGCCUAUUUCUGCCGUGAAGCAGUAAUGCGUUUCGGUUUGAAGGGUGGGGCAGCCGCUGUAACAAUACUGAGACUUUAGAACUUAUAUCUCAAAGUGGAUGGCGCGUAUACGUUGUAGAUGUCUAUGGGCUCCAGUAACCACUUAACACCAGGUGGGCUGUGAGCUCGUCUACCCAUCUAAGCAA